GUUUACGGUCCUUUUACACCACCAGAUCGCUACUAUCCUACAUUCCUCCCAUGUCCGGCCGCCGUCGAUGCUUCCACGAGAUGUACCCGUGCAUAUUUAGGUAGCCUGAGCCAGCAGCUACAGCUUCCUCAUCACCUUCGCCACGACCCUCUCACUCUUCAAGCAUCUUCCGGCACCAUGUCGGACGCAGAAAGCAGUGGAGGAACGGGCAAUAGACUUGCCAGAGUCACCAUAAUACUGGCGGGUGUCGCCUCGCUCGUGGCCUCGUUGAUAUCUUUUCUGUCGAUAUGGCUCCAGACAAAGAAUUACAGGAAACCUCUGCUCCAACGAUACGUAAUAAGGAUACUGCUUAUGGUACCCAUUUACGCAGCUGCAUCGUGGAGUUCUAUUGUGUCUUUGAAGGCGGCGUUCUAUCUUGAUCCUCUCCGCGAUAUAUAUGAAGCAUUCACCAUAUACACCUUUCUUCAACUUCUGGUCAAUUUCCUUGGAGGCGAACGCUCCCUGAUCAUUAUGAUGCACGGUAGACCACCUGUGUCUCAUCCUUGGCCAAUCAACCUUUACUGCUCCAAGGUUGAUAUCUCGGACCCGCACACCUUUCUCGCCAUUAAGCGAGGCAUUCUACAGUACACAUGGUUGAAGCCAAUUCUCAGCGUCCUCACCAUCAUCUUGAAGCUUACUGGUACGUAUCAUGAGGGAUACAUCGCGUUAAACUCGGGAUACUUGUGGAUCGGAAUUGCCUACAAUGUCAGUGUCACUUUGAGCUUGUAUUCCCUGGCGAUGUUCUGGGUCUGCAUGCACCAGGACCUGAAGCCUUUCCGGCCCAUGCCGAAAUUUCUCUGCAUCAAACUUAUCAUUUUCGCCUCAUACUGGCAAGGAUUCUUUCUCUCGAUUCUGCAGUUCUUGGGGGCCAUCCCCAACGAUGUUCCCGGCUACACAUCAGACAAUCUGGCAGCGGCGAUUCAAGACGCAUUGAUAUGCUUCGAGAUGCCCAUUUUUGCUAUCUCUCAUUGGUACGCUUUUUCGUGGCACGACUAUGCAGAUGUAACAAUCUCCGCAGCGAGGAUGCCUGUCAAGUUUGCGCUUAGAGACGCAUUUGGCCCGAGGGAUCUGAUUGAAGACACGAAAGAAACAUUCCGUGGCAAGAAGUACGACUACCGAACUUUCGACUCUGGUGAUAAUGUCAUCGCACAUGAAGACUCUCACUCGCGGGUCGCCAGAAUGAUGGAUGGCAUGCGUUACGAAAGAGGCGGUAAAGCUAAAUAUUGGAUUCCUAAACCACAGGCCCCGAGUGCGAGAACACCACUUCUUUCCGGAAACGGCUCCUCACGGCCUCCAGCGCCAGAAGCUCGUGGACAUGCGCACGACUAUCGAGCAGCGGAACCAGACAUUGAGGUCGGCAUGGAUGCCGAAGAUGAGCGACUUUACACCAAUGCCAGAGCAUUAGAGUUUGGUGAUUGGAAUUAUCCUGUUAUUACAGCUCACCAAGCUCGACGAGAAGACUGGCUCAGGCGCGACCCCGGCCUUCUGACGACUUCCACCAACCGUAACCUCUUUCAACCGACGCGAGACAACCGAAACCGUCGCCGUAGUGAAAUCCAGCAUACGCUUCGAAAAGGAAAAAAUAGGAGCACGUCACCAUCUCAACAUUCAUCCGAUGGGCCCCCGCCACAAAGCGGAAUAGAAUCGAAGUUGAAACGUGACCUCUCACAAUCGUCCGGCAGAUCUGACCGGAGCCAGAUCGUUGAUCUGAUUGUCGAAGACACCGAGGCCGAAGAAGUAGAGCGCGUCCGUGCUAGAAAAGAAGGCGGUGAUACUUGGAAUCGAGGUCCGGCCAAGCGAUUUGUACGCACCUAUAGCAUUGACGAGGAACAUCCUGAGGGCCAGGAAAUCCGUGAAGGUUUUGACCCUAGCUCGGUGCCUGCCAAACACCCCCCUCCUGAACGCGCCGUCGAGGAGGAGGAGGAGGAGGAGGAGGCUCAAGAUGAUGAGCAUCUUGAGAGUACUGGAAGAUACGGCAGCCUUAUCGAAGAGGAUAAUGUAUGGGGCCGUUCAUAGUUCGCCGAACAGUUUCCAUCUGAUCAAUUCCUCAUACGACCUUGCUUAUUCUGGCCAGUCUAUGCAAGCUAGGUUUCUUAGAUCACUUCGAUCCAGGGAUGAGGCAGGGACACUUUUGGUCUCCAUUGACUUGUCCCGGCGAGCAUACUUUAUUCUAGUAUAUUCUUGGUAUAUGAGAGCGUUCAAGCGGGAAACUCUGCUGCUAUUUCAAAUCUUA
Exophiala oligosperma is the source of this 2272-nucleotide messenger RNA. RefSeq lists its product as uncharacterized. The record is from RefSeq and is a predicted model, not a curated record. Gene Ontology annotation, biological process: transport. The coding region runs from base 178 to 2055 and encodes 625 amino acids. Gene Ontology annotation, molecular function: transporter activity. The transcript has 3 exons. NCBI's taxonomy places the organism in Eukaryota, Fungi, Ascomycota, Eurotiomycetes, Chaetothyriales, Herpotrichiellaceae.